AUGACCACGACAGUGAGGCACGGAAAGUCGAGUUCGAAGUCUUCCGAAAUUGUCAACUGGCUAGGUUCGUUAUCAUAUAAAAAAUAUCGUUUCAAUUUAGGAGUUACUUUUCUCAACCAAGAUAAUUUCUCAAAAGUUUCCUAGAAAUGUUGAUUUUUCUUUCCGCUUUGUUUAAUGUUAAUGUUUUAAAUGUAGUUUACUAUCAAACUUGUCAAUCAAAACUUCGAAAAAGAUAAGGACCAAGUCUUUUUCCAGUUUCAGCAUGAAGGAAGGUGGGUAGUUUUUCACGAGGUUUUUUUUGUCGCAGAAAAUCAGGGAUGUAAAAUCGCAUCGCGGCAUAACAAUUUAAUUAUAGUAAAAUGUUUUAAAUGCUGUUAUUUUCGAAUUUACGUCGCGUUUUGGUAUUCAGUUUUGUCCAAAAUAUGUCUUCUCUGCUAUUUCUAAAUUUUUUUCUUGAAGAAACACUCAAAUUUAGUAAAAUAUCCUGAAAAUAGCUCUGUUCAGAAGCCUCGUCGAUUCCACUGGAAGAGCAGCCGUCGCGGCACGAGUCCGUUUUGUUGAGCAGCGACGCCAGCGACUACGAGCACGCCUGCGACGAGGACGACGACGACGACGCCGAAGAUCCGCCGUCGGCGAAAGUCGCGUCACCGCCAAAUAUGGUCCUGAAAAUUGCUCUCAUAGCGCUUCUCUACUAUCCGCUCUCCAUCGGCUUGACUUUCUACCAGAAAUGGUUCAUCAAGGUCCGUUCAUAAAUAGGAUUAUAUACAUAUUUAAAAAGAACCAAAUAUUUGUAAAUUACUCAAUCUAGUUUUUUCUACCCUCUUUCUGUUUACUUUGCUUAGAAGAAAUCGAAGUAAAGUUGCUUGAUAGCGACGUUAAUUGUUUCAGACAUAUAAACUUCCGCUUCUCGUGGUCAGUGGACACUAUGUCGUCAAAUACACGUUGGCCGUCGUCAUUCGCGCUCUGUACGAAUGUGUCAAAGGGCCACGCGCAAGAGUCUCCUUAAGGGAUCAGUUGAGGUUGGAUAUCAGUCGCUAAUUUUAAUCAAUAUUCCAAAGUUUGUCUCUUAGCAAUUAAUUUGGUAUUAUUUUUAACACUUGUUGAAACGCCAUAAAAGCACACGGAAUGGCUCAAAACAACACGUUUGCAUAUUUUCGUCAUUUCGAGUUUGCGUUCCGAUUUUGGUGCUCGUUCCUUAAUUGCACCCGACCUCAAGCUUUUCUCCUCGCGCCGUUUUGAACAGUUUUUCGCCAUGUCGUCUCAAUUCGUGAGAAACGGAGUAUACAAAUACUUUUUCUACAGAUGGCUGGCCCCUAUCGGAAUAUGCGCUUCUCUGGACAUCGGCUUGUCGAAUUGGGCUCUGGAAUACGUGACGAUCAGCCUCUACACAAUGGCCAAAUCGUCUUGUAUUCUCUUCAUCGUCGCUUUUUCUCUUCUACUGAAGCUGGAAAGGUUUUUUUUUUUAAAUUGAAAUUCAAGCUAUACGGUGUAUGAUUUGACCACAGAAAGGCGUUUCUAACAUUUCCUAGGAAUGGUUUUUUUUUUUUGUUGGUCUUCUAAAACUAUUUGCGACAUUUAAAAGGUUCUACAAUUAAGUUCACUUCUAACCAGGGAAUGGUCUCAGCUCACAGUGGGACUUCUGAAAGAGACCAUAUUUUCUAGAUGUAGUUUUUUACGCUGAUUCCAAAUCCGUUUUCAAAAGCUGCCACCGAGGUCUGUGAAAAAAGUUAUGGACCCUCAAAUGUCGAAAAUUUCAUAGUCUCCGAUCGAGCUCAUUUUUGGAGGGUAUAUAGGUCUUGUCCCCCUGGCCACAAAAAACCAUCGAAUUCUUCUCGAAAAAAUUCCGAAGCCAAGAUAUGACCUUUCAAAGCCCCGCCGCACACAAGAGAUUGCGCGCGCGGUGUCCUAUUGCGAUCUGACGGCUGUCGAAGCAACGGCAGCGAGGAGCAGUGGAAAGGCGGCGGACUGGGGAUCACGAGGUCAUAGGUUCGGUGCCCACGCUGUGCAAACUUUUUUUGCAGUUUUUUCUUUUUUGGAUAUUUCCGUGUAAGUGCUCCUUUUUUGAGUUUCGAAACGUAGAAACAUGAAAACACUGCGUUUUGAGCCUAUUCAAACAGCUGGACUUCUUUUUGUCGCAAAUUUUUUUCAUGGAUUUUUUCGUGAUUUUCCAUGUGUAUGAGCAUAGGUUAGAGUAUCGAAAUUUUCAGAAAAAUUUUCAUGGCUUUUUUUUUGAAUCUUUUCUUUUUCCAAAUAUAGUCUAACCACAAGUCAUCAUGGCUACGCUUGUCGAUCACAGAAAAACAUUUUUUUUUACUUCAAUAAACUCUUCGUGCUUUGCAGUGGGCUCACCUAUGACCGUCGUUUUUUUCCGUCUGACUAUGAACUUUCAGGAAUUACAUUGAACGAAACAUUUUUUUGGGGAGUUUGUUCUAAAUUUUUUAUUUAUGAAUCAAAGAAACCUCCUCGGGAAUUUCAGCCACAACCAGAAAUGAAAUUGAAAGUUUUUUUCUUCUCGUAGAGUGGUAAGUAAAAACCAGAGCCAAAAAUUCCGAAAAAAAAUGUCUGCGUUUUCUACCAUCGCCGUUAUGAAAACUUGCGUCUAGCCAGCGUUCAAAAAAAAAAAAGAAAACAAAAAAAAUUUUUCUGAAAAUUUUGACACUCCAACACAUGGAAAAUCACGAAAAAAACCAUGAAAAAAAUUUGCGACAAAAAGAAGUCCAGCUGUUUGAAUAGGCUCAAAACGCAGUGUUUUCAUGUUUCUACGUUUCGAAACUCAAAAAAGGAGCACUUACACGGAAAUAUCCAAAAAAGAAAAAACUGCAAAAAAAGUUUGCACAGCGUGGGCACCGAACCUAUGACCUCGUGAUCCCCAGUCCGCCGCCUUUCCACUGCUCCUCGCUGCCGUUGCUUCGACAGCCGUCAGAUCGCAAUAGGACACCGCGCGCGCAAUCUCUUGUGUGCGGCGGGGCUUUGAAAGGUCAUAUCUUGGCUUCGGAAUUUUUUCGAGAAGAAUUCGAUAGUUUUUUGUGGCCAGGGGGACAAGACCUAUAUACCCUCUGAAAAUGAGCUCGAUCGGAGACUAUGAAAUUUUCGACUUUUGAGGGUCCAUAACUUUUUUCACAGACCUCGGUGGCAGCUUUUGAAAACGGAUUUGGAAUCAGCGUAAAACACUACAUCUAGAAAAUAUGGUCUCUUUCAGAAGUCCCACUGUGAGCUGAGACCAUUCCCUGGUAAGAAAGCAGAAAAAUGGAUUUGACCGCUGCUUGGCCCACAUAUUUAGGCUUAUAAAAGCCUUUUUUUUUGAAGAUGGCGCCCGACUCUUGGCUUUGAAACGGCCCUCAUCGCCUGCGGAUUGUUCCUCUUCACUUGGCAAUCUUCCCAACUCGACUUGACCGGACUGAUGCUCGUCGAACUGGCCGCCGCCUGCACAGGAGUCAGGUUGGUCGAUAACCUUCUCAUUGUUCAAAAUUAAAGUGGAAAUAGUAGAAAUAAUCAUGUCCCGCGAAUAGUUCCGUUAUCUUUCUACCCUAUGAAAAGACGUUAUUAUUUCGGGCUUUUUAUCUUUUAUUCAUUCGGUCUCUGUACAGAAAGGUUGCUUGAGAACUCGAAAUGUCUCGACCUCGCGAGACAAAAUCCUUUUUUUCGAGAUAAAUAUGUCGAUUUUUAGGUCGAAAUUGCAAUCUUUGAGCUUUUUCUCUCGAAAAAACUUCGAAAAAUUUGUUUCGUAUCGAUUUCAAGAAAGCACAUCUCGUACAACCUUGCUGCACUGCUCACAAAAUUUUCUGACAUUUUUAAAAUUUCUGCGACGACUGAUGCAUGAUAAAUUCUUUUUUUGAAGUUAAAUGUUUCACUUCAAUAAUUUCAGUUUUACAUCAAAGGUUAUUUCCAAACAGGAUAUCCAAAAACUGCAGAAAAGACUUGUUCUGUUUUUUAGCCUGAUAAAGGAGUUAUUUUUGAAAUAUAUCCGACCAGUUUUAAUGAUGCAGAAUUUGAGAUGGACGGUUUCGCAGCUGGUGAUGCAAAAAGAUGAAUCGACUGUCCGAAAUCCGCUGGACAUGGUGGCCCAUGUGCAGCCUUGGAUGAUGAUUCCCAUUAUCCCCAUGAUAUUUUUCUUCGAAGGCUCGUUUACACCUUUUUUGUACAAGUUUCCGAUUUGCAAAGGAAGAUAAACUAACCCUACAUCAUUGCGCUUCUUCUGUAGGAUUUUACACUUUUUUGCCUUUUUGAUUUUAUAGAUGUAGGCCUUCAGAGGAAAAGAAAAGAUUGGGAAAAAUGAUACUUUGCCGUAUCGAAAGACUGUGAAACCUUCGAAAUAAAACGAUGAUUUCUCUUGGCCACGAGAAUAAAUUUUAACGUACGAGAAAGCUUUUUCAAGAGAUUAAUAUAACUGAAGAGUCAAUUAAUAAAUCCAAUAAGAUUUUCGCUUUGAACAAUACUCAAUCCCAAAGAAUUUUAUAGCUUUUCGGCUUUGACAAGGAAUAAAAUCCCUUUUUCGCUCCCAAACUCCCGGAUUUUUAGGACCAGAACUGAGUUGGGACGCAGUUUUGUCCUACAAUCGGUCCUACGAUCCUUGGCUCGUUUUUUGUCUGAUCGCCGCCGGCGGAAUUCUCGCUUUCUGCAUGGAACUCAGUGGUUAGUUUCUCUUCCAGGGGUGACAAAAAACAUCGAUGGAAACAGAAUAAACAUAAGGAACCAAAAAUGUUUGUUAGUUUGAAGAAGAUUUUUUAUGUUUUUGGCGUAUCGGAAAUUUGUCGCUUUUUUAUUUUCGUUAUUUUCGUAAGCGUUUAAAACAUGUAUAUAAUAAUUUAAUUUUUUUAAAUGAUUUUUUCCAGAUUUUAGUUUUUUUCGACUCUUAGGUUUGCACAAAAAUGCGUGAAUCACAAAAAGCUUUCUUGUUUCAUUCCUCUUUUUUAUCUGAUUGUUCUAGGAUCUUACUCUUUGAAAUUCACUCAUUCUCAAUUAUUAUUCUUUGUUUAAGAAGUUGUUAGAGGCUACCUGGGAUGAAUAUCUUUUCUCAGUUUUUGUUUUAUUAAAUAUUCGAAACCAAGUGGGAUACUUGCAGAAUACUUGCUGCUGGUCAACACUUCAGGGAUCACUUUGAACAUUUUCGGAAUCGUGAAAGAAGUCGCGACUUUGUUACUCGCUCAUGUUGUGAAUCACGACAGAUUGACGCAGGUAUGGAAAUGGUUCAAAUGAAUCGAAAUUUUCAAAAAAACAAAUGGUUUCAAGGCAUAAACAGGCUAUUUUCUCUUUUUAUAGAGUUGUGUUUUGGUUUUCAUUUCGUUUCAAAAUAGCCUCGUGAAUUCAGAAACAAAUAAUAUUCGGCGGAAAAAAACAACCUAAAUAAAUAAAAGGAGAAAAAAUCAAUUAGAUGACCUUUAAAAGCACAUGAGUUUUUUAAAACCCUUAGAAGAACUGUGAGUUAACCUAAGAGAGAGAUUGAAGAAGUCUGCAAAAAAUGAAGUCCUUUCGAAUACUACUCAGCUUCAAAAACACCAAGACGUCUAUAUCUCUUUUUUGAAGUAUAACGGAGAGAGGGGAUAUUUUGCAGGUGAACGUGGUCGGCCUUGUCUUGUGUCUGUCGGGGAUGCUCGUCCACGCGAUGACGAGACGACGACAAAGGUUUGUAUCUACUUUCUUUCUGAAAAGUUCUAUUUCAAUCCUAUUAACUCUAUUUCUAACUUUUAUUUAUUUUUUUAGUUUUUUUAUUUUUUAUUUUUUUGCGUUACGCGAGAAAACUUUUUUUAAGGUUUUCCAAAAAAGAAAACAUUGAGAAUAUUGAAUCUCGAGUGUUAUUUUGAAAAAUCCCAUAAAAGUCAAUAGAGCAAACGAUUUUUAUAAGCUAUAUGAAAUUUUCAUAGUUUCUGUCACGAUUUGAACUAACCAUUCCCCCCAGAAAAAAAGAAGUUUGAAUUAACGGAGCAAUGAGUGGAAUGCAGGAAUUUGCUGGCGGCGGAUUCCAAGCCGCUGUUGACCUCGGCAAAGUCCGUCUAACCCCGGAGGCUCGACGAUUUCGACCCUUUAUUUCGCCUUCCUUUUUUCAGUUCUCUCUUGAUUUGAAUCAGUGUUGUGAGGAAUUCCCGAAGCUUGAAUUAUGGGUUUAUUCGAGCUUCAUUUCACUAUUGAACAACGGUUUGAAGAAGCACAAAAAAAACUGAAAAGUCGCUUCAAGAUCACACAGCUAAUCUAAGACAGAAAAUGCUAAAGCUAAAUUCCAUUCCUUAUAGCUCUUCUCGGCGCGUUAAACACUUCCUCAAAUAAUUUUUGAAUUCGCUUGUGAAAUCUUCAAAUCGUGUAAUCAGAAAAAUAAUUUUCAAUGUACUUUCGAAUCUCACAACCUUGGUUCAAACCGUGAAGAAUUUUUCUUCUUUUAUCGAAUCCACCUAAUUAUCUAAUUUGCCUCUGAACACUUACUUUGUUCACGUUUCAGUGAGCAUUCUUUUCAUCAAAAUCGAACGUAAGUUGACAUUCGCAUGAAAAAAGCAAAGAAAGAAAAUGUAUUAUAGGCCAUUCCGCGCCAGCUUGUCACGUUUUUCUUUCCGCCAAAAGGCCAGGUCAAAUUUAACCAACUUUCGCUUCAAGACCGUUGUUUCUUGCCGUUAUGAAAGCAGAAAUUUGAUCUAAUUUGGUAUAGUCUCUUCAGAUUUUGAAUGUCAAGCAGCUAACUCCACCCCCAAGGCUACAAAAUAUCUUUCGCGCCAAUGUUUUAUAUCCAGAUGACGAUGGCCAUUUAAUAAGGCUGCAUUUUUGACUUCUGUUUCUAUCUUUUAGAUCAAAAAAGAUCAAAAUUAGUCCCGCGCGAUAAAACCUCCACGCGAAAAAGUACCUUCUCAGCAGGGGCGGAGUUAGUGGGUUGACAUUCAAAAUCUGAACAGACUAUAUACUUUUUGGCGGAAAGAAAAACGUGACAAGCUGGCGCGUGAAAAUUUGAAGUGCAUUUCUAUGCAGCAAGUCCUUGAGCAUGAAAAAUGAGCUUCAUUGGAAGUGAUAAAAACUUUUUUCGGGAUAAAAAUAUUUCUGACUUUACGUUUUAAAUAAGUGCUUAAUUAUUUAAAGCUUCUUUCUUUACCCUUUUUCCAUAAACGCGGCCCGAAAAUCGGCUAUACGUUUCGAGAUUGCAAAUAUUCUAUUGCAUGAUUUUCUCCUCCAUCAGUUUUUUUCUCCGGCCAAUUCAAUGUUUUUCUUCGGGAUUCGGGUCAUAUCUUGACUUCAGUUUAGAACUUUUUGUCAAACUGGCAUGUGAAAACAAAUUGGGAGUAAAUAUUUUCUUUUUCGAAAAAUGAAAGAUUUGAAACUUUUGCAUGUGCUUCAUGUGCUUUCCUGUUUUUUGUUCCUAAAAUGGUUUUGGAAGUUGCAGAUCGCGGCCGACCAACGAACUUUCGUCGGAAGACACGCGAAAGCUGCUGCUGUCCGAGGAUGCAUGA
Messenger RNA from Caenorhabditis auriculariae, 7424 nucleotides. The record is from the annotation of a GenBank genome assembly. Lineage: Eukaryota; Metazoa; Nematoda; Chromadorea; Rhabditida; Rhabditidae.